This is a messenger RNA of Zootoca vivipara (common lizard), 2783 nucleotides long. NCBI's taxonomy places the organism in Eukaryota, Metazoa, Chordata, Lepidosauria, Squamata, Lacertidae. The record is from RefSeq and is a predicted model, not a curated record.
GGUGAAAACCUCUCCCUCUUCAAGUCCUUUUACUUCUGCAUUGUCACCUUCUCCACGGUGGGCUAUGGUGAUGUCACACCCAAGAUCUGGCCCUCGCAGCUGCUUGUGGUUAUCAUGAUUUGUGUGGCCCUGGUUGUAUUGCCAUUGCAGUUUGAAGAACUUGUGUACCUGUGGAUGGAGCGCCAGAAGUCAGGAGGGAACUACAGUCGCCACCGAGCCCAGACAGAGAAGCACGUGGUCCUCUGUGUCAGCUCCCUCAAGAUUGACCUGCUCAUGGACUUCCUCAAUGAGUUUUAUGCCCACCCUCGUCUGCAGGAUUACUAUGUGGUGAUCCUGUGCCCGACAGAGAUGGAUAUUCAAGUGCGCCGGGUCCUGCAGAUCCCACUGUGGUCUCAAAGGGUGAUCUAUCUCCAGGGAUCAGCUCUGAAAGAUCAGGAUCUCAUGAGAGCAAAGAUGGACAAUGGGGAAGCUUGUUUCAUUCUGAGCAGCCGAAAUGAGGUGGACCGCACAGCUGCUGAUCAUCAAACUAUCCUGAGGGCCUGGGCGGUGAAGGACUUUGCUCCAAAUUGUCCUCUCUAUGUUCAGAUUUUGAAGCCAGAGAAUAAGUUUCAUGUAAAAUUUGCUGAUCACGUCGUGUGUGAAGAGGAAUGUAAGUACGCCAUGCUGGCUCUGAACUGCGUCUGCCCAGCUACCUCAACGCUCAUAACCCUCCUUGUUCAUACGUCCAGAGGACAAGAGGGUCAGGAAUCACCAGAGCAGUGGCAGAGGAUGUAUGGUCGCUGCUCUGGCAAUGAGGUCUACCACAUCCGGAUGGGCGACAGCAAGUUCUUCAUGGAGUACGAAGGGAAAAGUUUCACCUACGCAUCCUUCCAUGCCCAUAAAAAGUAUGGAGUCUGCUUGAUGGGUGUGAAGAGGGAGGAGAAUAAAAGCAUCCUCCUCAACCCAGGACCACGGCACAUCCUGAGUGCCUCCGACACAUGCUUCUACAUCAACAUCACGAAGGAGGAGAACUCAGCCUUCAUCUUCAAGCAGGAGGAGAAGCAAAAGAAGAAAGGAUUUGCAGGGAGAGGCAUCUAUGAUGGGCCGUCAAGACUGCCAGUCCAUAGCAUCAUUGCCAGCAUGGGCACGGUGGCCAUGGAUCUGCAGAACACAGAGUGCCGGCCCAUCAACAACAGCAAGCUCACCUUGCCUGCAGAAAAUGGCUCUGGGAAAAGGAGGCCCAGUAUUGCCCCUGUCCUAGAGGUGGCCGACAGUUCCUCCCUCUUGCCGUGUGACAUGCUCAGUGACCAGUCAGAGGACGAGAUGACUCAGUCGGAUGAUGAAGGACUCACUGUUAUCGAGUAUGUGAAAGGCUACCCACCCAACUCUCCCUACAUUGGAAGCUCUCCCACGUUAUGCCACCUUUUGCCUGUUAAAGCUCCAUUCUGUUGCUUGCGCUUGGAUAAGGGCUGCAGGCACAACAGUUAUGAAGAUGCCAAGGCCUACGGCUUUAAGAACAAGUUGAUCAUUGUGUCAGCAGAGACGGCUGGGAACGGCUUGUACAACUUCAUUGUUCCUCUCCGCGCCUACUACCGGUCACGGAAAGAGCUAAACCCCAUCGUACUGUUGCUUGACAACAAGCCUGACCAUCAUUUCCUGGAAGCCAUCUGCUGUUUUCCAAUGGUCUAUUAUAUGGAAGGCACAAUUGAUAACCUUGACAGCUUGCUGCAGUGUGGGAUCAUUUAUGCUGACAAUUUGGUGGUGGUGGACAAGGAGAGCACCAUGAGCGCCGAAGAGGAUUACAUGGCAGACGCCAAGACCAUCGUCAACGUCCAAACCAUGUUCAGGCUUUUCCCAAGCCUGAGCAUCAUUACAGAGCUAACACAUCCAUCCAACAUGAGGUUCAUGCAGUUCCGAGCAAAGGAUAGCUACUCACUGGCCCUUUCCAAACUAGAAAAGAAAGAGCGGGAGAACGGUUCCAACUUGGCUUUCAUGUUCCGCCUUCCGUUUGCUGCCGGCAGAGUUUUCAGCAUCAGCAUGUUGGAUACGCUGCUUUACCAGUCAUUCGUGAAAGACUAUAUGAUCACCAUCACAAGGCUGCUUCUCGGUCUAGACACCACUCCAGGGUCCGGCUACCUCUGUGCUAUGAAAAUCACUGAGGAUGACCUGUGGAUCCGGACAUAUGGGCGUCUCUUCCAGAAACUAUGCUCCUCCAGUGCUGAGAUCCCCAUUGGCAUCUAUAGGACUGAGUCCCACAUGUUUUCCACCAUGGAUCCUCAUGACAUCAGGACACAGAUCUCAAUCAACGUGGAAGACUGUGAGGAUACAAAAGAGGUGAAGGACCACUGGAACACCAAACCCACUCAUCACCGGAACUCAUGCCCCACCGACCAAGCAGAGUACCCUUUGCUUCGGCGCAAGAGCAUGCAGUGGGCCCGUCGGUUGAGUCGAAAAGGAGCAAACAAACACACACCCAAAACAGCUGAGUGGAUCAACCAGCAGAGGCUGAGCCUCUACCGGCGAUCAGAGCGGCAGGAGCUUUCAGAGCUGGUGAAGAACCGGAUGAAACAUCUAGGCUUGCCGACAACAGGGUACGACGAAAUGAAUGACCAUCAGAACACACUGUCCUAUGUUCUCAUCAACCCUCCUCCAGACACACGCCUGGAACUCAACGACAUUGUGUAAGUACAUUUGAUGUGGUUGACUGAAACCAUUGAUGGUGUAAGUUGAAUAGAUGGAACACCUUUCAUAUCUGGCUCCAUGAGUUCUAUGUGGGUAAAACGGCUGGGGUGGACCACUGGAAG